This is a messenger RNA of Porites evermanni, 378 nucleotides long. The record is from the annotation of a GenBank genome assembly. NCBI's taxonomy places the organism in Eukaryota, Metazoa, Cnidaria, Anthozoa, Scleractinia, Poritidae.
AUGUUCUAUUCUAUUUUAGAGUGUUACCAUUACACGUUCCUUAACGAGUCCAGCAGAGCAAACUCCUUUUACAAAAUCAGUAUUGACUUCCUUUGUGAUGAUGAUUUUAACGGAUGGUAUCGCUUUGGGGGAGAUGCUGGAAAGCAAAUGGCGGAUUCAUGUGUUCCGGAGUUUCGAUGUGGCGCAGAACUGCCGGGUUGGCUGAAUGGCAGUCAUCCUGAAAUAGCUGAGGGUGCUGUUCGACGCAAAGUUUGUUUCCGUUACAAAAACAAUUGUUGUGAAUACUCAACAAGCAUCACAGUUCGUAACUGUGGAGGAUUCGACGUCUACCACCUUGGGAAGCCCCCAAUUUGCAACUUUCGUUACUGCGGCAACGGA